This is a messenger RNA of Vigna radiata var. radiata (mung bean), 1276 nucleotides long. RefSeq lists its product as uncharacterized. The transcript has 2 exons. Bases 34 to 993 code for a protein of 319 amino acids. Lineage: Eukaryota; Viridiplantae; Streptophyta; Magnoliopsida; Fabales; Fabaceae. The record is from RefSeq and is a predicted model, not a curated record.
CAAAGCAAAGGGUCUCUAAGCCUACAAAAAAAGAUGGCGGAGACACGGCGUAAGGAGAAACCGGCGCCGGACCUCACGGACUUUAUGAACGACAUGUUUUUUGGAGCAGUAGAUCACGUGGACAACAAAACCUACGACCUCACAGGUAGUAAAGGAGUGAACGUGGACGAGGAGGAGGAGGAGGAGGACGAAGGGUUCGAUGACAGUACUAGAAGCAACAGUGCAAGGUUGACGCAAGAGUGGCUGCAAGAGGCACGACUCAUCGUGGGUUCCUCUCCUUCCCGCGGUGGAUCUCCGAGUCGUCUUUCAGGCUCCCCAAAGUUUGCAGCACCACAACCAGCCUCACCCCUUUCCUCAUUGGACCACAGAGACUCUCUCUCUAGAACUAGGUCUGCACGAAGAUACAGAACGGGGGUAGGGAUCAGUGACGAGAUACUGUCCAAAACAGCCAGACACACUCGUAACAAAUCCGACACUUUCGCUCAACCCUCACCAGACGAGGAUGGAUCCCCUGCAACGGCGGUUCACAACUGGUUCUCCAACAUCCUUAAACCGACCAAUAACAAUAACACACAACACACAACUCCUUCUCCUCCCGAUUCUACCCUUUUAACAUCUCUCCCUCCACGUCAGCCGCAUCCUCGAAAAUCACGCUUCCAAACGGAGCCCUCCGCCGCGCCUCACCCGCAGGGGAUCCAAACUCCCAACUCCAGGCGAACCUUCAAGACUUCUGCUCCGGAGAAUCCUCCCUCCGAUUCUGUUCCUCUUUCUCCGCCCAGGAACCUCGUCGAGUCUGCUCACCGGAGGACCAUAUCGUCUUCGACGUGCUCGCGGGAGAGGAUGGCGCCGAGGCAUGUUGCUGCCAAAGGAGAGCAAGCAUGCCUCAACAACUUCCUCAAAGAGCAGAGGACUUUGCUGCACAAAAUCUCCACCGGAGAGUCCCAUGCAAAUGUGCAAAUCGUGCUUUCUGGGCCUUCCAACGGUUGGCGAUGAGAGUGCCUUUUUUUUGUGUGUGUGUGUGUGUGUGACGUGGGAGCUUUGGAGAGUGAUUGAAUUUGUCUUGUGGCGGUGCAGGCACGGCGUCGAUGGUGGCUGCCAUUUGCCACGCCUGGCUCUUGGAUUACCGGCAGAGAGAAAAGGAGGGUGGCGUGGUGGUGGCGCCUGUCAUGAAUGUUAAGCGCGGCUCCAUGUGGAAGCUGAAGCAGGCUGCGUGGCUCUUUCACCAUGUUGGCCUUGAUGCCACUUCGUUGCUUUUCACUGAUGAGGUGCCUCUUUG